AUGAAUGCUAUUGCAAAUGAUAACGUAACUAAUGGCAGCAUUGGUGCUCCUGCGACUACAGGUACCAUUCAGAGGCCCAAGUUGACAACAACAGUAUGGGAAGAUGAAGGUACUUUGUGCUAUCAAGUAGAUGCCAAGAGUGUUUGCGUUGCUCGCAGACAAGAUAACGAUAUGAUUAAUGGUACUAAGCUUCUAAAUGUCGUUGGUAUGUCUCGUGGCAAACGUGAUGGCAUUCUGAAGAAUGAAAAGGGCCGCGUUGUUGUCAAAGUAGGGGCGAUGCAUUUGAAAGGUGUUUGGAUAACUUUCAAUCGUGCCAAAGAUUUGGCCACAAAAUUCAAGAUUGUCGAUAUCUUAUAUCCCUUAUUCGUUGAAGAUCCUUCCGUCUUUUUAACUGUACAGCAACAACAACAA
Mycotypha africana is the source of this 411-nucleotide messenger RNA. RefSeq names its product transcription regulator HTH, apses-type DNA-binding domain-containing protein. The annotation marks the transcript as partial. The transcript is spliced from 2 exons. Gene Ontology annotation, biological process: positive regulation of transcription by RNA polymerase II. Gene Ontology annotation, cellular component: nucleus. NCBI's taxonomy places the organism in Eukaryota, Fungi, Mucoromycota, Mucoromycetes, Mucorales, Mycotyphaceae. The record is from RefSeq and is a predicted model, not a curated record. Gene Ontology annotation, molecular function: sequence-specific DNA binding; DNA-binding transcription factor activity.